Molecule: messenger RNA, 3500 nt
Organism: Strongylocentrotus purpuratus (purple sea urchin)
Lineage: Eukaryota; Metazoa; Echinodermata; Echinoidea; Camarodonta; Strongylocentrotidae
Product: relaxin receptor 2-like
Exons: 17
Coding region: 298-2775 (825 amino acids)
Biological process (GO): G protein-coupled receptor signaling pathway
Cellular component (GO): membrane
Molecular function (GO): G protein-coupled receptor activity; protein binding
Source: RefSeq, a predicted model, not a curated record
CCCCUAGCCUUCACAACUCUGAUGUGAAUAGUGGCGAUUACCGAGGCGUUUAAAUCUAACCUAUAAAGCAAGGACAGGAAGCAAUGCUAGUAGUAGCAGUUUGUUCUCGGCGGUAGUCUCAAUCAUUUAUAUAAUUUCAACCUGCACGUUGCAAAAUACUCGAGCUUUAGAGGUCUGCAGAGACAAUCACAUGCAGUCAGUCAAUCUUCACCUCGCUGUACAUACCAACUAGCUACUGUACAUUUGAGCUGAUUUUAACAAACUUUUCCGACGUCGGUGUGUGAUAACAUCUUUUCCAUGAUGAUGCUUUACUCGACGUCGUUCAUGAGUUGGUUGGUUGUUAUGAUUGUUGUCAUUGCUGUCAUAAACGUCGAGGCUCAGUCACAGGGAAACACGUCCAACCAAACUAUUUCAACAAAUUCUACAAUCGAUGGAUAUGAAGGGCGCUUUACUUGCGUCAACAGUAGUCUGACCUUUGACAUUGAUGACGUAUGUGAUGGACAAUACCAGUGCCCGUAUUCAGAUGAUGAAUACAUUUGCGAUAAUGAAUAUUGCAGUUCAGCAGAAUACAUGUGUGACUACGAAGAUUCGUAUGAAUGUAUACCACUGGACUAUGUUUGCGAUGGAUAUGCUGACUGUGAACAGAACGGCAUCGAUGAGAUAUUAUGCGAUCCGCUAGAUUGCGUGCCGUCUUGUCGAUGUUCUGCUUACAGUGUAUCUUGUGAAGGGCGUAACAUUGUUGAUGAUACCAACAUUACAAAAUCAUCAAGAGAUCUAUAUUUUAUUGGGCAAUCGAUCAACGGAACGAAGAUGCCAUUAUCGAUGCCAUUCAACGUGACAACAUACCCGCUUUUACUACGAUUAAAUAUUUACAACACCGGACUAAGGGAACUUCUUCGAGCGGAUUUCCUGACACUGACAGAAAUCAGAAUGAUGAUAUUACAGUACAAUAACAUAUCUCGGAUUGAGGAUCUUAGUUUCAGCAAUUUGAACAAGUUGACCAUGCUAGACCUGUCAUACAAUAGUAUAACACGGAUUGAGGAUUUCAGUUUCCGUGAUUUAAACAAAUUGACAUCACUGUAUUUGUCUCGCAAUGUGAUUGAAUCAUUGUCGAGUGACACAUUUUCCGGUUUGACUAGUCUUACAGAAAUAGACCUGAGGUUCAACAGAAUUGCGGUUUUACCAGCGCGCGUUUUCAAAGCUUUUCACUUGGAAGACCUACUUAUUGAUCACGCGGGAAUCAUAGAACUGGAACCGGGAUGCUUUCAAGGAUUGGAGGCCCUUCAAAAUUUGGUACUGUAUAGAAAUAGCAUCACUUCACUGCCGUCUGGAGCAUUUAGAGGACUUGAGAGUAUCAUCUACCUACAUCUUUUUGAUAACAAAAUCUCCAAUAUUGAUGUUGAUGUUUUCAAAGGACUUAAUACUCUGGAGUUUCUUGACCUGACAAAUAAUUCAAUCAUAGAAUUGAGGAAGGGAUUGUUUGAAGAUCAAUCGAAUCUUACCUGGGUGUCUUUCUCUGACAACCCGCUGGAAUACAUCGAACCAGGGACUUUCCAGAAUCUGAGUCGGCUAGAAUAUCUAAACAUGGUGAAUGUCCAACUGACAAAUCUCGAACCAGAUACCUUCAAAGGGAUUACCUCCCUCAAAGGCUUGUCGACUGAUGACUACAGGCUUUGCUGUUUGUUCGACGAGACAGAUCUGUGCACCAUUGCUUCCUCGAACUUUCUGGACUCCUGCUCCCGUCUCAUGCCAAACACAAUCUUAAGAGUAGCACUGUGGGUCAUAGGGUUUGGCGCCCUCAUCGGCAAUACCAUAGUUCUUGUCUUUCGGUGUCGUACCGAUCAUUCAGUCAGCGCAAAGACUCAGGGACUGUUCAUCUCCAACCUUGCCAUAGCGGAUUUUCUGAUGGGAAUCUACAUGCUUAUAAUAUCGUCAGCAGAUGUGUACUACGGAGAGUAUUUCUACCUCUACGCAGAGCAAUGGCGUGGAUCGGUCACUUGCAAAGUUGCAGGAUUCAUCGCUUUUCUAUCCAGCGAAACGUCCGUAUUCAUACUUGCGAUCAUUACGAUAGAUCGAGUUCUUUGCGUCGUGUUCCCCUUCGGUAAACUGAAGUUUCGGGCUACUUCUGCUCGCGUUGGUGUAGCGCUGAUAUGGGCCAUUGCGUUUGUAGUGAGCAUUGUUCCCUUGGUUGUUAGCUCCUAUAUCAGCGGUUUUUAUGGCCAGUCAGAUGUUUGUGUUGGACUCCCCCUCAAUGUUGAGUCUACAGAGACAGGAGAAUUAGUAUUUAAUAUCGAGAGAAGGGUGUGGGAAUACCUCCAAUAUGAAACGACUAAGCGACCAAGUUGGGUGUACUCGAUCGCCAUCUUUCUCGGUGUGAAUUUCUUGAUCUUCAUUCUCAUUCUGCUCUCCUAUGUCGUCAUAUUCGUUCACGUUCGCAAGUCGGCACGCAGUGUGGCCAAUCCGGCAAGCGGUUCGGGUAGCAGUGACCGCGCCCGGGAAGUGAAGCUGGCAACACGCAUGUCUAUCAUUGUCCUGACGGAUUUCUUUUGCUGGAUGCCGGUGAUCAUCAUGGGUAUCCUUUCGCAAACAGGUGCUGUCACCCUCCCGGUAUCCCUCUACGCAUGGAGCGUUGUCUUUAUCUUGCCUAUCAACGCAACCAUCAAUCCAUAUCUCUAUACCUUCAUUGCAAUAUGUGGUAGUUCAAAGACGAGAUCUACCUCAAACCCUACGCAAAAGACCCACUUAACGACCGCGGUGUCUGAAACACGAGCAUGAUGUAGAAGUAUUCAAAGUGAUGGUUCAAAAUCUACCACAAACCCUGCUCUAAAGAUCCGUUCCCUAAAUAACAUAUCUGAGACGCGAACAUGAAGUAGGAGUAUACUAUCUUAAUAUGUCGGCUCAAAGAUGAAUCUACCUUAAACUCUACUUUGAAGACCCGUUAUACAUGUACAUGACCAUCAUAUAUAAUACACGAGCAUGAUGUAGAGAUGUUCUCCUUAUAACAAAAUAAAUAGAUAAUGGACCGGGGAAAAAAAAAAAUCGACGGUGAUUUGUUUACAGUAUUCCUCAAGUAGUAUCUGACUGACACCCGUUAGUUAAAAAAGAGAACAAUUACUCAAUGAUGAAUUUAGUUGAUAAAUAUAGAUAAACAGUUUUAUUUAGAUUGUUGAAAUCAUCUGGUUAUAACCCCCCUAAUAUUAGAAUGGCGACACGAUUAUUUGACUCAUUUGUAAGACCGAUAUUUGUAGAUGGAUCAGAGAUGUGGGGCGCUUUUACUGUUAAUUUUGAAAAGUUAGCGAAAGCUGUAAAUGGGAUCUCCAAAAAUGUGUAUGGCAUAAAGAGUGCUAACUUCUAACGGUUAAGAAAUGUGUUGCAGGGGUUGUUUUACUGUGUUACUUUUUGUUUUUCCCCUUUUUUAUCCUUCUUUUUCCCCCUUUUUUUCCCUUUUUUCCUUUUUUCCUUUUUCCCCUUUUUUUUCUUCACUUGGCCGCCCAAGAGGG